AUGCCAUCAAUUAAAAAAACUCUCCCCCAUAAAUGUGGCUCUUGCAAAAAAGCCUACAGUAAUAUGAAGAUGGCUGAGAAGUUCUUAACCCAGUGCCUGAAAAAUCAGUUGGAAAAUAUGAGAAAUGCACACUUGUCUGCAGCUCCUUUGCUUUUGAUGUCUAGCCAUCAUGACAGCACUGAUGGUAAUAAUAACACUGACCUCAAUGAUCCCAUAUGUGAUAUCGAAUAUGAGAAUGACAUUGAAAGUGGCACUUCUCUCUUGGUUUUUGAUUUUAGCAAACCUUCUCCUAUUCCCAGCAAGAACGAUGCAAAGAAUCUGGAGUUGAUUAAGAUAAUCAAUGACUUUGACAUUUCCUGUCAAGCCCAGGAAAAGCUUACCGCCCAUUUCAACAAGAUUCUGGAACUGUCAACUGAGAUCACAUACAGAGCAUGUACUCCAUACCUUGGCAGUAAACUCUUAAAGCGUUACUCUGAUGUAGAAGAAAACAUCUACAGUGUCUGCCCUAAAGGCUGUAUGAUGUUCAAUGAGGCACAUGAAAUCGUAUGCAAACAUUGUGGUGAAGAUCGUUAUAAAGCAGAUAAAACCAAUAAGGAUGAUAUGCCAGUUGCUGCAAAGAACAUGGUCCAGAUUGCUUUGGUGAGACAGCUUGCUCUUGUGUUGGCCAACGGUACUACCAGCGCUGAAAUGCUUUACCACCACAACCAUGAACAGAAUUCUGAUGGUAGCAAAUCAGAUAUCUUUGACGGACAUGCAUAUCAAACAAAGAAACAUAUUUUUACCAAUGAGAAUGAAAUUGCCAUUUUGCUGUCGUUCAAUGGCUUUGCAUUUCACAACAUCUCUGAUUCAAUAACAAUCCUGUAUGCCACGAUUCUCAACCUUCUGCCAAUGCCAACCUUGUUGGAACUCAAGGUACUCCAAGAAAAAGGAAUGAUAGUCAAAAUCCAGACUGCAACAAAUCGAGCAAAAGUUCACGUUCUCAUAGUGACUGGCAAUAUUCCAGCAGUUGCAAAGCUGGCAUGUCAUGCUGGCCAUAUGAGCAAAAAUGGCUGCCGGAUAUGUAAUGUUGUGGCCCAAACUCCUGGCCGUGGACAGUAUUUCCGAUUCUUGCCAGGGACUAACAUCUGCACUCUGGAACGCUUCCAAAAUUUUGAUAAUACAAGUUUGUCAUGCAAGGGCCUCACAGGACAGUCUGCCUUCGUCUCACUCGCAUCGUUUACAGGCCCACUCUUUUUUGCUCUUGACAAAAUGCAUGGACUUUGCCAUGAAAUUGGCAAGCAAAUUUGGGGACUGGUAUGUGGCAAGUAUGGGAGUAAUCACCCUCUUUUCCUUUCUGUUAGUGCUCAAAAGGAAAUUGGCUUGUUCCCACGCUGGUGGCAGAGUGUGUCUAUGAUCGAGAUGCACAGAAGACAUUGCUUGGCCUUAAAACUUGUUUCAUGGAACACAUACAUUGAAAAUCUCUAUGUGAAAGAUUUGGUUGAGUUGCCAGUGUUUACAAUUAACCAGCACUUGCUGCAGUACUAUCCAGAAAUGGUAGAUGCAUAUGGUCCCCCAAGAGCAUAUAGUGCCAGAUCACUAGAGCGUGUCAUUGGCGAGUACUCUCGUUCAAUAAAGAGUAACUCUGCCAUUAGUGUUAAUGCUGGCAACAUUAUGGUUCGUUUAGCUUGGACACGCCGUAUAGACCUGAAAGAUUCUGGGGAAGACGUCAAUAGAGCUAUUGUGUUAGAGUACGAUGAUGUGUCUGCUGGUUGGCCGAUGACAGAGGAGGGUGAGCAUGUUGGUGCCAAAUUAGAUAUUGAGUUCUGA
Messenger RNA from Phycomyces blakesleeanus NRRL 1555(-), 1806 nucleotides. RefSeq lists its product as hypothetical. Lineage: Eukaryota; Fungi; Mucoromycota; Mucoromycetes; Mucorales; Phycomycetaceae. The coding region runs from base 1 to 1806 and encodes 601 amino acids. The transcript has 6 exons. The record is from RefSeq and is a predicted model, not a curated record.